GAGCUGCCACCUUUACGUUCUGCUGGUGUAGUUUAGAAUCCAGGGAAACGUUUGAAAUCAUGGAAGAGGCAGACGGAAACCACAGUGUUCUUGAGGUGACCAGUAGCAGUCGCGAUGAGAGCAACAGCUGCAGAACGAUGUUUCAUAUGGUGAUAAAGAUGAUCAACAAGUCUCGAUUGAAGAUCCUUGGAGUAUUGGCAAUAUUUUUGGUGAUGGUGGGGUAUAUAAUAUCCCGAGAAGAAAGGUACGUACAGCUUUUCUAUUUCCCUUUGCAAGAUGACAAGAUGACUUGUCCACUGGGGGAGGUGGAAAGGAAAGCAACGCAGUUCAUAGCAAAUUACACACGGGAACAUCCGCUGUUUUUACAGCUGAAGGAUUACUUCUGGGAAAAGACCCCUUCGGUGUAUGAACUGCCAUAUGGUACUAAAGGAAGUGAGGACAUUCUCCUGCGGGUCCUGGCAAUCACAAGUUACUCACUCCCUGAAAGUGUUCAAAGUUUGAAGUGCCGGAGAUGUGCAGUGGUGGGGAAUGGACACCGGCUCAGAAACAGUUCCAUGGGGGACACAAUUAACAGAUAUGAUGUUGUUAUCAGGUUGAACAAUGCACCAGUUCAUGGUUAUGAGCAUGAUGUGGGCUCCAAGACCACUAUGCGCCUCUUCUAUCCAGAGUCUGCUCACUUCAACCCCAAAACUGAAAAUAACCCCAAUACCUUGUUAGUGCUGGUGGCCUUCAAACCUAUGGAUUUCCAGUGGAUGGAAACAAUUCUCCAUGACAAGAAGAGAAUUCGGAAGGGCUUCUGGAAGCAGCCCCCACUAAUCUGGGAUGCCAAUCCUGAACAAAUCCGAAUUCUCAACCCUUACUUCAUGGAAAUAACUGCUGUUAAGUUACUUAAACUUCCGACAAAACAUCUGCGGAAGAUUAAACAGAAACCAACCACAGGAUUAGUGGCCAUCACCUUAGCAUUGCACUUCUGUGACUUGGUACAUAUUGCUGGCUUUGGAUACCCAGAUUCCUCUAACAAGAAGCAGUCCAUACACUACUAUGAGGAAAUCACAUUGAAGUCGAUGGCUAGUUCGGGACACAACAUCUCCCAUGAAGCACUAGCAAUAAAAAAGAUGCUUGGAAUGGGACUCAUCAAGAACCUCACUUACUUCUGAUGGGACGUGGACUGCGACUUCUGAGUUGGCUGCUAGGCCAACAGGAGGAGGCCUGCCUUGGCUGGCGUCCUCCCACCCGCAGCUUUCCUUCCCCCUGCCUCUGACAGUGACUGCUGUGAAGAUCUCACAACUUUGCUCUAAUGACACGCAGGAACAGGGUGGAAAGCUGGGUCGGCAGCUAAGAACAGAAAGGAUCCUGGGAAGUCAGACGAUGGCAACGGUAGAGUUAGGCGAACUUUACAGAUUCUGCCAUCUCUGGAGCCCUCCUCUGUCGGACACCUGAGGGAUUUCCUCUGCAUUGAAUGGAGGCUCUUGGGAGCCUGAGCGCCUGAAGUCUUCACCCUGUGGCAUGUAUGCAUCCUUUUGGGGCCCUGGACCUGACUGACUAGCGGGCCUCUGGGGCUGUACUUUUGUGGGAUUUCCCCAUCACAGGACAUGCUGCUACCUUAAUCACUUUUUGCCUUCCCACUCUUGAGAUGCAGUGGUGGCUGUUUACUAGGCUAUUUAAGUUAUAACCAUGUCAGGGUCUCUUGAUGGAGCAGCAGGAGGCAACUGUGUGAAGGAUUAUUGGCUGUCGGCCAUCUUGUCCCCCCCACCUCUAUUUGAAUCAAGAUGUGAUGAAACAAUGGGUCCCCCCUGUGCUGGAAUAACUGGUGCUGUCCAGGGAAAAGCUGUUAGGGAUAGGAUAAUUAUAGUGUUGCCCACUCAUUUUUUUUUUCAGCUAUUGCUUUCUGGAGGAUAUAGCAUAGAAAGAGAACACCCAACAGUAUUUUGAUAGUGGUUUUUAUACUAAAAAACAAUGAAGCUGAAUUGAACGUACUGGGUUCCUGGACUCUUGGCUGAAAGAGAAUCCUCCUUCUGUGAAGGUGUGUGUGUGCAUGUGUGUGUGUGUGUGUGUGUUUAUGCCCAGCCCAGUAUCCCAAGUCUGUUCUUGGGAAGAACCUUAUUACGAGUUGUAGGAUUUCCCUCCUCCAGUAUGUGGUAGCCACAUCCCCGCAGGAAUAGGACUGCAAUAAGAAAUGAAAAGGGGGGUGGGGUGGGGGACCUGUCCUGGCCAAAACUGAGACUUGAAGGAAGGGGGAAGAAUUAGGGGACAGAGGAGAUGUGGGUGAGAAGGAACAGCUCACAUGCAAUUCCUCACAAACAGAACCGGAACUUGUACAGCACCUUGUCUGCCUUUUCCACUAGGAAAGGGGGAUGUUUGGGUUAUUCAAGACGAAGCCUCUUCUUGUGGGGGAAGGGGGGGCUAAGAAAUGGGUUGAAUUUCAAAGUAAGCUGCAGCAUCGCAUGGGUGGGAGUGGGUAGUCCGUACAUUUCAGAAAUGAACCCUUUGAACACAUCCGUCUGGCGUGGGGCAGGAAAUCCACGCUUGGGGGGGGGUGCGGUUGGGAAGAGUCUCUCCAAACCAUUUGUUUUUGUGUGGGAAUAAAUAUUUUAAAACUUUUUUUCUUCUUUUAAAAAUUUCAACUUUGCAAUCAGGAUUUAUUUAUUUCCCCUGAUGUCAAGGGUACUAGUUUAAAUGGUUUGACAUCUGCCACCUUUGGCUUUUUCCAUGAGCAGGGGAAAAAAAAAAGAGGGAAAUGGUGAUAUAAGCUUUCCUCUGCAGAGGGGAGGGGGAACAAUCCCUCUCCUUCACCUUGCAAUUACCAAUGUGCCUUAGCCAUGGGUGAAAGUGUCCAACUUCCAGGGAGCUUAAUCUCCAGUGGUCAUUACAUCCUUUGCCAAGAAGGACCGUCCAUGGUUUGGCCCCUGCAAACACCCAGGAGCGUUGGCAGUUGAAUUGGGAGCUGAUUUGAAACCGAAACCCCAGAUUGCUCAGUGGGGGGAGGGGGAGAGACCAUUUUUAAUGAAAAUAUGUGUUCCGGGAGGAAGGGUUUUUUUUUUUUUUGCAUCCUGCAGGCAAUGUGGAAAUGUCUUUCCUGACCAAGUGAUAACUGCAGCUCAGUGUUAAGUAUCAAUAAAUUUAAUUUAAAACGAA
Messenger RNA from Heteronotia binoei (common prickly gecko), 3135 nucleotides. It is a transcript of the gene ST3GAL4, whose product is annotated as ST3 beta-galactoside alpha-2,3-sialyltransferase 4. The transcript has 11 exons. The coding region runs from base 60 to 1157 and encodes 365 amino acids. Lineage: Eukaryota; Metazoa; Chordata; Lepidosauria; Squamata; Gekkonidae. Gene Ontology annotation, biological process: glycolipid biosynthetic process. The record is from RefSeq and is a predicted model, not a curated record. Gene Ontology annotation, molecular function: sialyltransferase activity.